AUGAUCAAGUUUAAUAUGGGACUGAACAGGCGCAUGCGUCAGUAUUUUAUCUGCCUUGUUGCCAUCAUUGUCGUCAUUCUCUACGUCCUCGCCCUCACCGGCUGUCUUGGCACCUCGCCAGGCAUUCCGGGCAUCUAUCUGGUCCGGUACUUCAACAACGUGACCGAGGCCGAGGUGCGUGUCGGCCUGUUCGGUCUCUGUGCCGGAACGGCCGGAAACCUGACCUGCGCCGCCACCAUCGGCCACAACGGCACCGUCGCCAACACGAUCGCGUCGGGCUACACGCUGCCCGGCUCGGCGGCCAACACGGCUGCCCCGUCUGACCUGCAGGCGAUGCUCGCGCUGGCCACCACCAUGCAGGGAAGCACGGCCACCGGCCAAACCGUCGUCUCGGCCGUCUUCGUCCCGCUCAUCGUCGGCUGCGUCUUUUUCGUCACGGCCGUCUGCGCCCUGCUCGCACACGGCGCCCUCAACGAGCCCAAGUUUGUCGAGGAGGACGGCGCCUGCUACGAGUCUGUGCAUCGCACGCGAGCCUGGCAGGUUGUCGGCGUUGUCACUACGUACUCGGUGGCCGCGUCGCUGGCCGCCGCCAUCGCGACCACUGCCGCCGGCCGCGCGCUCCUCUUUGCUGGCUCGGCGCUGCCCGGCGCUGCGCUCACAGCCGCCCAGGCUGCUAGCCGAGACACUAUCCAGGCACAGACCGGCACGGCCCUGCCGGUGCUGCAGUGGCUGGUGGUGACGCUCACGCUAAUGUGGCACCUGCUGAUGACGUUUGUGUGGCGGAAGAUGUGA
Molecule: messenger RNA, 792 nt
Organism: Grosmannia clavigera kw1407
Lineage: Eukaryota; Fungi; Ascomycota; Sordariomycetes; Ophiostomatales; Ophiostomataceae
Exons: 3
Coding region: 1-792 (263 amino acids)
Cellular component (GO): membrane
Source: RefSeq, a predicted model, not a curated record